Messenger RNA from Fusarium vanettenii 77-13-4, 3725 nucleotides. RefSeq lists its product as uncharacterized. NCBI's taxonomy places the organism in Eukaryota, Fungi, Ascomycota, Sordariomycetes, Hypocreales, Nectriaceae. Gene Ontology annotation, biological process: phospholipid biosynthetic process. Gene Ontology annotation, molecular function: calcium ion binding; phosphatidylserine decarboxylase activity. The record is from RefSeq and is a predicted model, not a curated record. The coding region runs from base 1 to 3372 and encodes 1123 amino acids. The transcript has 5 exons.
AUGGUGCGCAUCAUCCCGACUCGACUCAAGCCUUCGUCUCGAUCCUCUUCCUCCUCCUCCACAACCAUCUCUGUCAGCAACAACAACAGCAGCAGCAGAGCAAACAGCCCCCCUACGCGAUCAAAGAUGGACAGCACAAGCCCUUCCAGAGACGCAGGAAACGGUCUGGCUCUCAAGAUCUCCAUCAUCAAGGCUAAAGAUCUCGCGGCCAAGGAUCGCAAUGGCACCUCAGAUCCCUACAUUGUCGUCUCCCUAGGCGAAGCCCGCAUCGUAACCCACGACGUGCCCAAGACGCUCAACCCGGAAUGGAACGUUACCGAAGAGAUUCCCCUCACCUCGAGCCAGAACCUCGUCCUGGACUUUAUCUGCUGGGACAAGGACCGCUUUGGCAAGGAUUACAUGGGCGAGUUUGCUCUUGCCCUCGAAGAGAUCUUCAACAAUGAAAGUGUGGAAUCAGAGCCACGCUGGUAUCCCCUCAAGAGCAAACGACCCGGCAAGAAGACGAGUGUCGUCUCUGGUGAGGUCCAGCUGCAGUUCUCCCUCUUCGACGCGACCAAUCCCGCCGCGACACCACAGCAGAUUCUCGAAAAGUUCAACAUCCUCGUGGGUGCCACCUCUCGCAACAUCACUCCCUCCAUGACCCCCAACCUCGCCCCGACAACCAUUCCCCGAUCUACGCCUGCCGCGCAGGACAGCCCCAGCGACGAUGACGACGAGGACGAGGACGAAGAUGAGGAGGAUGAGGAUGAUGAGGGUGACGACCAAGAUCCUACCAAGCGCAAGCGGAGACUCCGUAUUCGAGGACUCAAGAAGAAGCGGCGCAACAAUCCAUACGCGUUCGCCAGCAAUGGUUCCGACGUUGUGGGAAUCAUCUACCUCGAGGUUGUCAAGAUCACAGAUCUGCCCCCAGAGUCCAACUUGACCCGCACCAGCUUCGACAUGGAUCCUUUCGUUGUGACGUCCCUGGGAAAGAAGACGUACCGCACUCGACGAGUGCGCCACAACCUCAAUCCUGUCUUUAACGAGAAGAUGCUCUUCCACAUCCAGAGCCACGAGCAGCAGUACUCGUUCGCCUUUACCGUCAUUGACCAUGACAAGUACUCGGGCAACGACUUUAUCGCUUCGUGUAAUCUGCCCGUCAAGGAGCUGAUCGAGAAGGCUCCCAAAGCAAACCCAGAGACUGGCCUCUACGAUCUCCGAGUGCCUGACCAGGCUGUGCCGCCCACUUCGCGAUCACGCUUCAAGAAGCUUGCCGUGUCGCGCUCGUCGUCAUCGCAGAGUCUGAGCAAAAUGAUCCGACCCACAAUGAGCAAGAACGCAUCGAGCACUAGUACUACAUCGAUUGACCCGACUUCAACGCCCUCGGUCACUAGUCGCAACUUGCUGACACCGGGCGAAGCCAUUGCCAACACGGGGGUUGACAGCGACUCGAGCCAAGAGAACGGCGAUCCCGGCUUCAACGAUUACACCGUGUCCCUCAAGAUGAAGAAUUUGGACAAGUGGGAGAGCAAGCACAACCCCGUGCUCUAUCUCCGCGCCAAGUACAUGCCAUAUGAUGCACUCCGGCAGCAAUUCUGGAGAGCCAUGCUCCGGCAAUACGACGCAGACGAGAGUGGUCAGAUUAGCAGAAUCGAGCUGACGACGAUGCUCGAGUCUCUGGGCUCCACGCUCAGUGAGACCACCAUCGACAGCUUUUACCAGCGCUUCCCGCACAGGGACGCUGACAAUGACGAAAACUGGGAACUCACAAUGGAUGAGGCGGUCAUCUGCCUGGAGGAUCAGCUAGAGCCCAAGAGGAGAUCAUCGGGCACCGUGGGCGACAAGCUCAAGGGUCUGGUUCCUGAGAUGAAGAAUCUCCUCCACAUAUCAGGCCAUGGCAACAGCGGCGGCUCAGAGAGCUCCAGUGUCCUGGAAUUGGAGCCGCCCUCGGGCACGCAGACGCCCUCAUCGGUCACCAACAUUCCUGCGCUCAGGACCCCUGCGGAUGAGGAUGGUGAUCCUCUGGACAAGUCGGACAGCGACGAUCGUAGUGAAGAGCAUGUCGUUGAGAUCCGAGAAUGCCCCAUCUGCCACCAGCCGCGACUCAACAAGCGCAAGGAUGCCGACAUCAUCACUCACAUUGCGACUUGCGCGAGCCAGGAUUGGAGACAGGUCAACAGCGUCCUGGUCGGCGGCUUCGUGACAGCGAGCCAGGCGCAGCGCAAGUGGUACUCCAAGGUCAUCACCAAGAUCUCGUACGGUGGAUACAAGCUGGGUGCCAACUCGGCCAACAUUCUGGUGCAGGAUCGACUUACGGGUCAGAUCAAUGAGGAGAAGAUGAGCGUCUACGUGAGGCUCGGCAUUCGUCUGCUGUACAAGGGUCUCAAGUCUCGGGAUAUGGAGAACAAGCGAAUCCGGAAACUGCUCAAGAGCCUGAGUAUCAAGCAGGGCAAGAAGUUUGACGACCCCGCCUCAAAGGAGGAGAUUGAAAAGUUCAUCGAGUUCCACGGUCUUGACAUGACCGAGGUUCUCCUGCCCCUAGAUGAGUUCAAGAACUUCAACGAGUUCUUCUACCGUGCCCUCAAGCCCGGAGCUCGCCCAUGCUCUGCGCCUGAUAACCCGAAUAUCAUCGUGUCACCCGCAGACUGCCGUAGCGUUGUCUUCAACAGCAUCACACAGGCGACCAAGAUCUGGGUCAAGGGCCGCGAGUUUAACCUCAAGAGGCUCUUGGGCGAUGCCUAUCCCGAAGACGCAGCCCGGUACGAGGGUGGUGCGUUGGGUAUCUUCCGAUUGGCGCCACAGGACUACCACCGCUUCCACAUUCCUGUAGACGGUGUCAUGGGCAAGCCCAAGACGAUCGAGGGAGAGUACUACACGGUCAACCCCAUGGCUAUCCGCUCAGCACUUGACGUGUACGGCGAGAACGUGAGAAUUCUGGUGCCUAUCGACAGUGAGAGGCACGGAAGAGUCAUGGUGAUCUGUGUCGGUGCCAUGAUGGUGGGCAGCACCGUCAUCACUCGCAACGAGGGUGACCAAGUCCAUCGAGCAGAGGAGCUUGGCUACUUCAAGUUUGGUGGCAGCACAGUUCUUCUGCUGUUUGAGCCUGGUCAGAUGCUGUUCGAUGAUGAUCUUGCAGACAAUUCUAGCGGAGCGCUUGAAACUCUUGUUCGCGUGGGCAUGUCGAUUGGACACUCGCCAGCAGAGUCACAGUGGACUCCUGACAUGCGCAAGGACGAGGAGAACAUUACAGAGGCAGACAAGAGAGAUGCCAAGCGACGAAUCCAGGGCAACGUGGCGUUGCAGGACUCGCCUGAAGGCAGCGGGGACGAUAAGCCGCCUCACCGACCGACGACAGCGCCCACCAUCAACACCAUGGCCGCGUCGGCGAUGUAGAGGCGGCGGCGACAAGGCAGAAGGGAACGAUGUAAGCGGAGGAGCCGGCGGUGGAGACGCCGAAGACGAAAGAUACAUUCAACAUUGGCUAGGGUAUGUAGAAGGCUAUUAUGGGCCGUUUGGGGCAUCAACAGGACGGCCAUUCGGUUGGGCGAGGUUGGGAUAUAUUGAUUGUGAUGAGAAAUGACGAGAACGAGCACGAGAGACCAACAUCAGAGCUGGGAAGAAAGCGAAAGCGGAAACGAAAGGAAACAAAACAACAAAAGGAACAAGCAGCCAUAGCCAUGUCUUUGUAAAUACGUGUCAUUGGGUGAAGCAGGUAGUAUCGAUAUGCGUACAUGCAAGGUUUGAGU